AUGGCCGACGAACAAACACCAGCCCUCGCACCGGGUCCCACGACCAUCAGGGUCGGCACGCGAAACUCGCCUCUGGCCAUGGCCCAAGCGGACAUUGUCGUGGCCGCGCUGCAGGCCGUGCUGCCGGCAUACUCGUUUCCCAUCUCCGGCAUGACGACGACGGGCGAUCGCGACCAGAACACUGCCCUGUAUAACUUUGGUGGCAAGGGGCUUUGGACGACGCAGCUGGAAGACAGGCUUGAGGCAAACGAGCUCGACAUUAUUGUCCACUCGCUAAAGGACAUGCCCACGACACUGCCAGAGGGCCUCGUGCUGGGCUGCGUCACCAAGCGAGAGGACCCUCGAGAUACGCUGGUGCUGAAGAAGGAACUCGUCGACAAGCAUGGCUGGAAGACGCUGGCCGACCUGCCUGCAGGAAGCGUCAUUGGUACCAGCAGCGUGCGAAGAAUCGCCCAGCUCGCCCGACGAUACCCUUCCCUCAAGUUCAAAGACCACCGCGGUAAUAUCCAAACCCGGCUGAGGAAGUUGGAGGAGGACCCGGAGCUCACGGGCAUCAUCCUGGCGGCGGCCGGACUGCAGCGCAUGCAGCUGGACGCUCACAUCUCACAGUUCCUCGAGUCGGACGACGGCGGCAUCCUGCACGCCGUCGGGCAGGGCGCGCUGGGCAUCGAGUGCCGAGCGGGCGACGACAAGGUGCUGGCCGCGCUCAAGAUGAUCGAGGACAAGAACGCCGCUCUGGCAACCGUAGCCGAGAGGAGCCUGAUGCGAGCGCUCGAGGGCGGGUGCAGCGUUCCGAUUGGCGUCGAGACCAAGUGGGUUGAACCGGGACAGCUUAGGCUACGGGCCACGGUCGUGUCGGUCCAGGGCACAGAGGGCGUCGAUGGCGAGGCGGUCGAGCCCGUCACCACGGCGGAGCAAGCCGACCAGUUUGGAGCAAAGAUGGCGGCCGAUCUGGUGAACCGGGGCGCAAACAAGAUCCUGGACGACAUCAACAAGAACAAGCCGGCACCACCACCACCUCAAUGA
Trichoderma aggressivum f. europaeum is the source of this 1026-nucleotide messenger RNA. RefSeq lists its product as uncharacterized. Gene Ontology annotation, biological process: heme biosynthetic process. Gene Ontology annotation, cellular component: cytoplasm. The transcript has a single exon. Lineage: Eukaryota; Fungi; Ascomycota; Sordariomycetes; Hypocreales; Hypocreaceae. The record is from RefSeq and is a predicted model, not a curated record. The coding region runs from base 1 to 1026 and encodes 341 amino acids. Gene Ontology annotation, molecular function: hydroxymethylbilane synthase activity.